AUCUUCGGUGAUAGGACUUCGACGACCUUUACUACGUCCCAGGCAGACAAAGUUGAAUAGUGUCCUGGAACGGACACAUGGAUGAAAGAGCAAUUUGCUGUUGACUCAUUGAAUCAUUAAAAAACAAUAGCUUCAAAUGAGUGCUACUUCAGAUUGAAUCAAUGAUGGCAAUAUAUUCUUGACCAACCCAUAGAUGGUUAGAUUUGGGAGCCAUCAUCCUCUGAAAGCCGUCCUGUUGUUCAGUGUUAUGUGAUUGAGAGUGCAAUGCGAGACUGACUCAUACUCAGGAGAACAUUGAUCUAAACAUAAGGUGUGUUCCACAUCAAAAUGGCCAAAUCUCCGAGUUUGGCCUCUCAAGAGACGGUGGAGACCACUACGGAAUUCGGGAAAGAUAAAAAGCCCGAUGAAGAAAUCGAAAUGGAGAUCAGAGACAUGGUUUCUCAAGAUGAGAAAGGCAAGACUAAUGGAAAUUCCACCCGUCCCCUUUUCACUCCGGACAAAAUGAACUUCAUCUUGGUUUGGAACAGCAAAACGGAGGUGGGAAAAUCAAGCGAAUCCUUUGAGCGACGCCGUGUGUUCGAAAGCAAUUUGGAGAAGGAGGGACUUCUCCUCGAAUACGAAGAACCUGAGGCCAAUGGUCUAAAUUUUGUCAAGGUUUUCGCUCCUCAGAACGUGCUGAAACGUUAUGCCGAGAUCCUCAAAUUGCGAUUGCCAAUGAGAAAGUUUGAACACAUCUCCGAAAUCCGGGUGGAUGAGGUCAAGAUCCCAAUUUUUUCGGAUGUGGUGAGCGGUCUGCAAUCGGGUUUGCAUAAAUUUGCCGAGCCCUUUAAAUACGACGAGAACAAGUUCAAGACUCGAGUCAAUGAGCUCACCGCCACUUUCUCACGAGAUAAGGAAUAUUUGUUCGAUGUUGACGCAGAUUUCUUUACGCCAAGUAUGCGAUCCAGAAUCAUCGAGUUCAUCUUGAAACGCAAACGCCUCACUGAAGAUGUGGAUGAUGAAUUCGCCUUUGGGAUCGAUAAAUGUUUGGCCGAUGGGAUCUACAUUGCGGCCUACCCUCUUCACGAUGGGUCCUUAAAACGCGAGGAGGGAAUGAGGUACAAGCUGUUUUCAGAGUGGGCCUCGUUCUCUAAAAUCUUCAAGCUUCAGCCACUGGAUGCUGUGCGAGACUACUUUGGAGUCAAGAUUGCUCUCUACUUUGCUUGGUUGGGUUUCUACACCACUUUGCUCAUCCCUCCUGCCAUAAUGGGACUGUUGGUGUUCCUCUAUGGGGUGGCUUCUAUGGGAAGAGAUAUCCCGAGCCAAGACAUAUGCACAAUGUCCGAUAUCAGGAUAUGUCCCGCUUGUGAUCAUUUCUGUGAUUACUGGAGUUUAGAUGAAACAUGUCUACACUCCAAGAUCAUGUACCUUUUUGACAACGAGACCACCGUGUUCUUCGCCAUCUUUAUGUCCUUUUGGGCUGCCCUAUUUCUGGAAUUUUGGAAGCGGUACUCAAGUGAAAUCGCUCACCGGUGGGACGUGACUGGUUACCGCCCCGAGGAGGAACACCCCCGGCCAGAGUACCUCGCCCAAUUGCGCAAUGUCAAGGAGCGCACCGUGAACUUCGUCACCCAAACCACAGAACCACGUGUCCCGUUUUGGAAGAUGAGGUUCCCGGGUAUUGUCCUUUCCGUGUCCACGGUGCUACUCAUGGUUCUAAUGGGCCUGGUGGCCGUGAUUGGCGUCAUUGUCUACAGAAUGUCUAUGGGAGCGGCUUUGAAUGCGUUCCACGAGGAAACUAUUAAAGGCCAUGCAAGCUUGUUCAUCUCUGUGACCGGUGCAACAAUUAAUCUGAUUUGCAUCCUGAUUUUCAACCAGAUUUAUGGCUAUGUGGCUGUGUGGCUCACUGACCUCGAAUUGAAUCGCACUCAAACCGAGUUUGACGACUCGCUCUCACUCAAAAUAUAUUUGUUGCAAUUUGUCAACUACUACGCCUCCAUUUUCUACAUUGCUUUCUUCAAGGGCAAAUUUGUGGGUUACCCAGGAGGAUAUAACAGAUUUUUAGGUCAUAGACAAGAAGAAUGUAGUCCAGGUGGAUGCUUCAUGGAGCUGUGUCUCCAAAUGGCGAUCAUCUUUGUUGGCAAGCAAUUCUUACUCUCUGUGGUGGAAUAUCAUUUGCCUAGAAUUUGGAAAAUCUUCAAUACGAUCAAGGUCAUAUCUGGUCUUCAAAAAGAAGACCAAACACGAUAUCCUCAGUGGGUUCAAGACUUCCGAUUAGUUGAGUUUGGACAGCAAGGCCUCUUCUAUGAAUAUCUGGAAAUGGUGAUCCAAUAUGGGUUCAUCACCAUUUUCGUUUCGGCCUUUCCUUUGGCUCCUCUAUUUGCCCUCGUGAACAAUGUUUUUGAGCUGCGACUGGAUGCCAAAAAGCUUCUAGUUCAUCAUCGUCGUCCUGUGGCACAACGAGUCAAAGACAUUGGAAUCUGGUUACAAAUCAUGGAGAGCCUCGGCAAAAUAUCCGUAGUUACGAAUGGUUUCAUAAUUGCUUUCACUUCGGAAUUCAUUCCCAAGAUGGCCUAUCGCAUUGGAUAUAGUCCCGAUGGUACCUUGCACGGGUACACCAACUUCACAUUGUCCGUUUUUGACCCGGAAGACUUUGAAUUUAGGAGUAAUCCUGCCCUGGCCCGGAACGACUCCAUGACACAUACCCCGGAGUUCUGUCGCUAUACGGAUUUCCGUUAUCCACCUGGACAUAGCAAAGAAUACAGGAUCAACGAGAUAUAUUGGCACAUUUUGGCCGCCCGAUUGGCGUUUGUGGUGGUGUUUCAGAACUUCGUGGCUUUAUCGUUAAUGGCCAUCAAAUGGGUAGUACCCAACAUGUCUACGGAGUUGAAAGAGCGUAUUCGAAGAGAGGCUUAUCUCACCAACGAAAUCAUCAUCCGAACUGAGCUUCUUAAGGCCAAAGGCGAAUUAGAUCUGAAUAUGGAGUAUGAGGAUGGCAAUGAGGAGCAAAGUCCUGAAGAAUCCAUUAGAUCCAAUGGUCGCCUUUUGCGACGUCGAAGCACAAGGAGGCAUGAAACUGGAGAUGUGACUGACGGCCAAAUUGUGGUAUAAGAUUUGGAUUACAUCGACAGGAGGCUUUUGAAAAGGAAAAUAGGACUACACUCAAGCGCAAAAUAUCUCAAUCAUUGGUGUUUAUUAGUGAGCCAAAUAUAACUCAAAUUUAUGCGACCGCAAAUGUGUGAUAUCCGUCAAAAUAAAGUGAUCGUCUACGCACAAA
Tigriopus californicus is the source of this 3256-nucleotide messenger RNA. RefSeq names its product anoctamin-1-like. Lineage: Eukaryota; Metazoa; Arthropoda; Copepoda; Harpacticoida; Harpacticidae. Gene Ontology annotation, molecular function: protein dimerization activity; chloride channel activity. The record is from RefSeq and is a predicted model, not a curated record. The coding region runs from base 328 to 3090 and encodes 920 amino acids. Gene Ontology annotation, cellular component: plasma membrane. The transcript has 13 exons. Gene Ontology annotation, biological process: chloride transmembrane transport.